AUGCUCACAGCCCGGUUCUCGACCCGAAGAGAAGCUUUGCGGAGAAAGCAGGGCUUCCUGGUCCUACACUGCACAGCAUCAGCAUGGUCGAACAUUCCAAAAAGUCACCCGUUGACCUCGGGGGUUGGGCUGCUGCGGACUGUGCUGCCUGCCGCUGACGAGUUGCUGAAGGAUGCAGAAGGCGCUUAUCCGAACCUCGGGCACAAGUUCACGUCUUUCCCGAAGUUCAUCUUCCGACCUCGUACAGGACGUAUUAACUGGAGGCUCCUGCACUCUCUGGACCUCGACAGAGUAGUUCGUGAAGGUGAUAUUGACACGAUUCAGGCGUACCUUGACAACAUCACCUACUCUCGUUUCAGCCGCGAGGAUUUGGAGGUCACCAGUGAUGAUGGCCUCAUCAAGGUCGUGCAGCUGGCACAGCUGUGUAUGGAGUACCUGAACUCGAUGUGCGCAUCCUCACAGCAACUUAUCCAGGGCCUCUCCGAGCGCGUUCGCAUCCAGGCGGCGCAGUUGAAGGCCAGCGAUGCUGGCCGCCGACGCAGCAGGCCGCGGCGCAACUCUCCCAGGGAAUCUCGUGGGCCUCCUGUGGGUGCGGUGGCUCGAAAGUGCACAUACUGCUCCAAGCGCUUUCAGUCAGAGCAGUACCUCAAUGAGCACUUGAUGCGGAGGCACAUGGCGGAUGCCUUCCCGAUCAGAGUCGAGAAGGCUCCGUCACCGCCUCACGAGUUUGCGGAGCCCAGCCCGAUCAGGAGUGCAGGCACUUUCUUCCCCCCAAAGCAGUGUGGGAGUUUGAGGGGAAAAACGCGAUUUUCUCAUUGGGCGCGAGAGGUGCCAGCAGCAGGAGCUUGCUUGCGCGGCUCCUGCUUUGGGUGCUGCGCGCGUUUGCGGCGGAUAUCGCGUUCUUCCACCGGAAAAAAGGAUUUAAUGUAA
Molecule: messenger RNA, 930 nt
Organism: Symbiodinium necroappetens
Lineage: Eukaryota; Dinophyceae; Suessiales; Symbiodiniaceae
Source: the annotation of a GenBank genome assembly